This is a messenger RNA of Mesocricetus auratus (golden hamster), 3135 nucleotides long. It is a transcript of the gene Ina, whose product is annotated as internexin neuronal intermediate filament protein alpha. Gene Ontology annotation, biological process: intermediate filament organization. The transcript has 3 exons. The coding region runs from base 1 to 1509 and encodes 502 amino acids. Lineage: Eukaryota; Metazoa; Chordata; Mammalia; Rodentia; Cricetidae. The record is from RefSeq and is a predicted model, not a curated record. Gene Ontology annotation, cellular component: postsynaptic intermediate filament cytoskeleton; intermediate filament; cytoplasm. Gene Ontology annotation, molecular function: structural constituent of postsynaptic intermediate filament cytoskeleton.
AUGAGCUUCGGAUCGGAGCACUACUUGUGCUCCGCCUCCUCCUACCGCAAGGUGUUCGGGGACGGCUCGCGCCUGUCCACGCGCCUCUCCGGGCCGGGAGGCUCAGGCGGCUUCCGCUCGCAGUCGCUGUCCCGCAGCAAUGUGGCCUCCACGGGCGCCUGCUCCUCGGCCUCGUCUCUCGGCCUGGGCCUGGCCUACCGCCGGCUCCCCGCGUCCGACGGGCUGGACCUGAGCCAAGCGGCGGCGCGCACCAACGAGUACAAGAUCAUCCGCACGAACGAGAAGGAGCAGCUGCAGGGCCUCAACGACCGCUUCGCCGUGUUCAUCGAGAAGGUGCACCAGCUGGAGACGCAGAACCGCGCGCUCGAGGCCGAGCUGGCGGCGCUGCGACAGCGCCACGCCGAGCCGUCGCGCGUCGGCGAGCUCUUCCAGCGCGAGCUGCGCGAGCUGCGCGCGCAGCUGGAGGAGGCGAGCUCGGCGCGCGCGCAGGCCCUGCUGGAGCGCGACGGCCUGGCCGAGGAGGUGCAGCGGCUGCGGGCGCGCUGCGAGGAGGAGAGCCGCGGACGCGAGGGCGCCGAGCGCGCCCUGAAGGCGCAGCAGCGCGAUGUGGACGGCGCCACUCUGGCCCGCCUGGACCUGGAGAAGAAGGUGGAGUCGCUGCUCGACGAGCUGGCCUUCGUGCGCCAGGUGCACGACGAGGAGGUGGCCGAGCUCCUGGCCACGCUGCAGGCGUCUUCGCAGGCUGCUGCCGAGGUGGACGUGGCUGUGGCGAAGCCAGACCUGAGUUCGGCGCUCCGGGAGAUCCGCGCCCAGUAUGAGUCUCUGGCCGCUAAGAACCUGCAGUCGGCCGAGGAGUGGUACAAGUCCAAGUUCGCCAACUUGAACGAGCAGGCGGCGCGCAGCACCGAAGCCAUCCGAGCCAGCCGAGAGGAGAUCCACGAGUACCGGCGCCAGCUCCAGGCACGCACCAUUGAGAUCGAGGGCCUGCGCGGGGCCAAUGAGUCUCUGGAGAGGCAGAUCUUGGAACUGGAGGAGCGGCACAGCGCUGAGGUGGCCGGCUACCAGGAUAGCAUUGGGCAGCUGGAGAAUGACCUAAGGAACACCAAGAGCGAGAUGGCACGCCACCUUCGGGAAUACCAGGACUUGCUCAAUGUCAAAAUGGCCCUUGACAUUGAGAUAGCAGCUUACAGGAAACUGCUGGAGGGCGAAGAGACACGAUUUAGCACCAGUGGAUUGAGCAUCUCAGGGCUGAACCCCAUUCCCAAUCCAAGUUAUCUGCUUCCUCCUAGAAUCCUUAGUUCUGCAACCCCCAAAGCCUUAUCCACUGGGCUGUCACUUAAAAAGGAGGAGGAGGAGGCAGAGGAGGAAGGGGCUCCUAAGGAUGCCUCUAAGAAAACAUCCAAGAUAGGGGAAAGUUUUGAAGAAACACUGGAGGAAACAGUAAUAUCUACGAAGAAAAGCGAGAAGUCAAAUAUAGAAGAAACUACCAUUUCAAGCCAAAAAAUGUAAUUCCAUUGCUAAAAAAAAAAAAGAGAGGGAAUGCCUAAGAGAGAAUGCACUUGACUUAUUCUACAGCUUACUUCUGAACCACACCACCUGUUGCCGCUAUAGAGUGUCUUUAAGGCUUCAAUGUCAUAUUUAGUCUGAAUCCUUACUUUCUCCAGUAGGAAAGUCGCCUGUAGAUUGGGGGCAAACUGCAGUCCUGAAGCGGUCAGAGGAGUUCUCUAAGAACACAGCUUUCACCCACGUGACAGAUGACUCAGGUGCAGAGGAAGGUGCUAAUUCUGGUCAUCAUUCGCUGUGAGCUGAAAUUAAAACCUAUGUUUAUCCACUAUACCCCACCAGUACCCAGCUAUAGAAUCUUACUGUAGAUGCCUAAAAACAUAAAAAUCACUGCCAAGAGCAAACCAGUUGGUCCAGACACCAUUACCCUGAUAGAGCUGAGUCACAAAUGAUAGGCGUUUCUCUCGUGGGCACAUCACUUCCUCUCCCCUCAAUUCCAUGCUUCCUUUUCUUACACCCAAGAGGAUGGGAAAAAGGCUACUGUAGUAUCCCUUCUAAACACACGUAGAACUUACUCCCUUUGGCACUCUUUGCUCAGUGGGUAAGAGUAGAUGCAUGUUGGCCAUUUCUGUGCUUUGUGUAAGGACUCACCCCCGCAUUUCAUGUCCUUUCACAUCUGUAGCUUAAAAAAAGAAAACACUAAUAAUGGCAGUGAUUAAUUUUAAGGGUUUUCCUAAAAAAAUAAAAAGGAUCUCUAGAUUUUAGGCUUUCAGCUUGUCCAAAUCCACUUAAUUAGAGUGAAAAAAACGACCUUGAAUGAUGUAGCUUUUCACUUUAACUUUAGAAGACAGCGAUAGUUAUCCUGUGCUGUGAUUAAACCAACCUUAGACUUUGUAGCGUAAGUACAGGAGGUGAGUAUGUUUCUGAGUGAGAAAGACCAAGGUCUCCUCUGUGUUGGUUUCUGUGUAGUGGUAUCGAGUUAGCUUUCUCAUACCCGUGCCCUAGAAUCUAUAGUCCCCCUUCCCAUUAGUCUAGGUCCUCAAGAGGCCUUGCUUUUUAAGAAUGCUAUAUAUAGGAUAUUUUAUCACCAGACACAAGGCUACUGCCCACAAGUGAAAAAAUAAACACUUCUGGUCAAUCAACACCACCAGCAAAUAUUUUAAAAGAAAAAAAAUCUCUUUUCUCAGAGUCUCUCCCCAACAGUGCUGCAUUGCUUGCUGCAGUUGGUGGGUGUCUCCCCCCCUAAGGAAAGGCAGACACAUUCAGAGUUCAAGAGGAGUGUGCACACCCUUUCCCCAUCCAAGGAGGCAAGCUGGAAAGUCAGUUCUUCCUGCACCCGACUGCAGCGUCCACGUGUCCUGCUGCCUCGUGUGCCAUACCUGACGCAGGAUUUGACCUGUCUCUGCUCACUUCUACCAGAGCUAUAGAACUGUGUGUCCUGUCCCCACCCACUUAUCGCAAGCUGUGCUGCUAAGGACAUGAUGCUUUUACUGAACUCUCAUUCUAGCGCGUGCUUCAGUAGUUCAAGGCACUGAAAAGACACUUUUCUUUCCCUGACCCAUCCCCUCCUGACCCCCCACACCCACUGUAAGACAUUAGUAAUAUAGGCCAUUAAAGUCAUUAAUCACACCA